AUGGCCAUUUCAAAACCUCUGAUCCUUGCCCUCCUCGGAUGCCUCUGCUUCUGCAGCUCGGUCCUAGCCGCUCGCGAGCUGAGCGAUGACUUGUCGAUGGAGGCGAGGCACGAGAGCUGGAUGGUGCAGUACGGCCGUGUGUACAAGGACGCUACAGAGAAGGCACGGCGGUUUGAGGUGUUCAAGGCCAAUGUCGAGUUCAUCAAGUCAUUCAACGCCGGGAGCCGCAAGUUCCAUCUCGGCGUCAAUCAGUUCGCUGACAUCACCAACGUGGAGUUCAAGGCGACAAAGGCCAACAAGGGGUACAAAUCGGGCUUGGAGAGGGCUCCUACCGGGUUCAGGUAUGAGAAUGUUAGCUUCGACGCACUUCCGACGACAGUGGAUUGGAGGACAAAGGGCGCGGUCACUCCUAUCAAGAAUCAAGGCCAAUGUGGCUGUUGUUGGGCAUUUUCUGCUGUUGCAGCAACAGAGGGCAUUGUCAAGCUGAAAACUGGCAAGCUUAUUUCUCUGUCGGAGCAAGAGCUUGUAGACUGUGAUGUCCACGGCACAGAUCAGGGUUGUGAAGGCGGACUCAUGGAUGAUGCAUUCAAGUUCAUCAUUUCGAAUGGUGGCCUUACUACCGAGUCUAGCUACCCAUAUACGGCAGAAGAUGGCAAGUGCAGCAGCAGAUCCAAGAGUGCUGCCAUCAUCAAGAGCUACGAGGAUGUGCCAACCAAUAACGAGGCUGCCCUCAUGGCAGCUGUCGCAAACCAACCUGUCUCAGUUGCCGUGGACGGAGGAGAUAUGACAUUCCAAUUCUAUAAAGGUGGAGUGAUGACCGGCUCUUGUGGUACCGAUCUAGACCAUGGGAUUGCUGCUAUUGGUUACGGGCAAGCCAACGAUGGCACAAAAUAUUGGCUAUUGAAAAAUUCGUGGGGCACAACAUGGGGAGAAAAUGGAUACUUAAGAAUGGAGAAGGACAUUUCAGACAAGAGGGGCAUGUGUGGCCUUGCCAUGGAGCCCUCGUACCCUACUGAGUAG
This is a messenger RNA of Lolium rigidum, 1020 nucleotides long. RefSeq names its product senescence-specific cysteine protease SAG39-like. The transcript has 2 exons. NCBI's taxonomy places the organism in Eukaryota, Viridiplantae, Streptophyta, Magnoliopsida, Poales, Poaceae. Gene Ontology annotation, molecular function: cysteine-type endopeptidase activity. Gene Ontology annotation, cellular component: lysosome. The coding region runs from base 1 to 1020 and encodes 339 amino acids. The record is from RefSeq and is a predicted model, not a curated record.